CAGUCUAUAGAGCCUCCUUCACGCCAAAGAUAUCGAGCAAAAUGUCCUCUAUUCUCGCCUCGCUCGACAUGAGUCUUGACGACCUGAUUGCUCGCAAGAAGACCAAGGCAACCAACCCUGCCUCUCGCCCAGCUAAGGCCAACAAGGAAAAGGAGGUAGCUGGUCCCGUUCGGAGCGGACGCCGACGCAACCGUAACCGUAACCAGCCAUACUCGCGAUCCCGCGGCGGUGACGAUGACGACAUGGACAUCGAUCUGGAUGAUACCCCGGACAGUGGCAACAACCGUGCCGGAAAGAAGCGCUCGGUGGCUGUCAAGAAAUCUGGAAAGGGUGGCAAGAAGGGCGGAUCGUCCAUCUUGUCACGCCUCGGUGGCAAGGAUGCGGCUAGUCCUGGCACUAAAAUUCUGGUGAAAAACCUUAAGUUUGACAUUCUGGAGGAAGAAGUGCGCGAGCUCUUCGGCACGGUAGGUGAGGUGUCCAAAACUGAGAUCGUGUACGACCGCUCUGGCCGCUCGAAGGGCAUCGCUCGUGUGUGGUUCGCUCGCCGCUCGGAUGCUGACAAGGCCAUCAAACAAUACGAUGGUCGCACGCUGGACGGUCAGCCGAUGCAGAUUGCGCUGGACUCUGACAAGAACGUUCGUAACGGACUCUUCGGCACUGCCCUUCAACGCGACGAUAAGGAUGUCAAGUUUAAGGUGUCGUUCGGUGAAGGCAACGACAAUGAGCAGUCCAAGGGCCGCCGUAACAAACGCCGUGUGCGCGGCAAUGACAGAGGCAGCCAGGGUGGUCGUGGCAAGGAAUCUGCCCCGUCCAAAACUGCUGAGGAUCUGGACAAUGAGAUGGACACGUACAUGAAAGACGCAUAAAGGUGAAGACGCGAUGCAUCCUGCUGGCCGGAUGCUUGAUGCUCGUUUCCUCCGAGUCUUCGAAAGUUCUACCCUGGCG
Phytophthora infestans T30-4 is the source of this 945-nucleotide messenger RNA. RefSeq lists its product as uncharacterized. Gene Ontology annotation, molecular function: mRNA binding. The transcript is spliced from 6 exons. Gene Ontology annotation, biological process: mRNA export from nucleus. Bases 243 to 866 code for a protein of 207 amino acids. The record is from RefSeq and is a predicted model, not a curated record. NCBI's taxonomy places the organism in Eukaryota, Oomycota, Peronosporomycetes, Peronosporales, Peronosporaceae. Gene Ontology annotation, cellular component: nucleus.